This is a messenger RNA of Melitaea cinxia (Glanville fritillary), 4420 nucleotides long. RefSeq lists its product as uncharacterized. The transcript is spliced from 13 exons. Bases 70 to 4122 code for a protein of 1350 amino acids. Gene Ontology annotation, biological process: mitotic cell cycle; intracellular signal transduction; protein phosphorylation. NCBI's taxonomy places the organism in Eukaryota, Metazoa, Arthropoda, Insecta, Lepidoptera, Nymphalidae. The record is from RefSeq and is a predicted model, not a curated record. Gene Ontology annotation, molecular function: histone H3T3 kinase activity; ATP binding. Gene Ontology annotation, cellular component: cytoplasm; nucleus.
UCGUUAACGUUUGUUUUUAAAAGUAGAAUCUAGAAAGUUUGUAAAUUGUUAUUAAAUUUAGUCGAAAAAAUGAGACGAACUUAUAAGUCUAAAAAAGAAACCGGAGGCGCUUUAGAUCAUCGUGAUGUUUUACUUACGAUGGACUCAAAAAGCUCUUUAUUUGACGCUUUUUACAUCAAUAACAUUAAGCAAACUAAACGAGAAUUGUCCGUAGUUCCGUCUGUACAAUUUGCAGCUUCGAAUAGAGUUCGCAAGAGGAAGUAUGUGAAAAGGCUUAAAGAACAAGAGCCUGUGGUGCGAGAAUCAAGUUCCACGUCAGCAUUUCUCACGCCGGAUAAAUCUUUUCGAGUAAAUAAAGCACCGGACCCUUUCGAUCAAUUGUUGAACUCAAGCAAUCGAUCGCUUAUCGAAACGAAUAAAAGUAAUUCAAUUAAAAAACAGAAAAGUAAAACAUACUGCCAAAUGAAGUUAUUAAGAAAGAAAAAAAUUAAUUACUCUAGUGGAGAUAGUACAGAUUCAGACAAAGAAAACUCCGACAGUAGUAUAAAAAAUGAAACAACACAAAACAAUUCAGAUGUACUUAGUCACAAAUUAUUAAUAGAAAGAGAACAAGAGAAAAGUCCAAAACAGGAUGAAUCUAUAGCCGAUAUAGUUAAAAAUCUAUCCCUGUUUAAGGAAUCAAAAGAUAAAGUAUCGACAAGUCCACGAGGUGUAAAACAUAGAAUUACACAUUUAUCAGAGAUCUCAAAUUCACCUUUAUGUAGCACUCCAUUUUUUGAUAAAUAUAGAGGGAAGUCUAUUUAUAAAUUUUCACCUAUAUCAAUAAAUCUGAAUGAUAGCCCAAGUAGCUUAAUUGUACCUGAAGCUAAUAAUGAUGUAGAAAAUAGUAUUAUUGAAGUAAAAGAAAAAAAAUAUGAUUGUUAUAAUGAAAUUAAACAAGAAACUAUUAAUGAUCUUAAUGAAGUAUCUUGUGAAGUACAAUCUCCAAUAUUACCUUACAAAACUAGUAAUGAUAUUCCUAAAACAAAGACUGCCACAUCUGAUCAUUUACCAAAAGUAACUCUUCAAACAAGUGAAGUAGAACCAUUUUUAGGUUUCACUAAUACUAAAGUUCCUAGCACUAUCGAUUUAGACACCAUUGCAGAUAAAUGGAAUAAAUUAGAGAAAGAUAAUUUAAAAAUAAAUGUAUCUGUUGAAGUAAUAAAUGAUUGUGUAUCAAAUACUAAUGAAAAUAGUGUAGAAGAUAUUGAAGUAAUAGAAAAAGAAAAGCAAUCUAAUUCUAGCGUAGACGGUAGCCAUACAAAUUCUAUUCUUGAAAGUGAUGAUAAUGAAUCUUUUUAUGGAACAUGUAAUAGUGAAGACUUUGAAGAUGACAAACAACCCAUAGUUGUUAUUGAAAAACUGAAUGAUUCAAUAUACCAAAAAUACUGUGAUAAAAUGGCUGAUUACUUUAAUGAUUCAAAUAAAACACAUAGUGAGGUAUCUAAUGAUGCAUUUAGUGAUGAGUGUACUCGUGUUAAUGAUAGGUCAAGCAUAAGUGAUUCAUCUGAGCAUGGUAACAUAUCAAGUGAAUCUAUUAUAGGUGAUGAAAUUUGUGAAGAAAAUAUAUCUAAAAUUAGUAAAGAUGAUCAUUUACAAAAUCACAGUUUAGAUAGUGACAGUAAUUAUGAUGUUAAUAAAACGGAAGAGCAUGAUACCAUAUCAAACGAAUCUAUUAUAGGUGAUGAAAUUUGUGAAGAAAAUACAUCCAAAGUCAGUAAAGAUGAUCACUUACAAAAUCACAGUUUAGAUAGUGACAGUAAUUCAGAUGUUAAUAAAAUUGAAGAAUAUGAUAACAUAUCAAGAAAAUCAAUUAUAAGUGAUGAAAUUUGUGAAGAAAAUACAUCACAAAUCAGUAAAGAUGAUCACUUACAAAAUUAUAGUAUAGAUAGUGACAGUAAUUCAGAUGUCAAUAAAAGUGAAGAUGAGGUAUAUAUUAGUUUCGUAACAACAAGAAGACGGAAUGAAAUUAUAAAUGAUUCCUUUAUAUUAGGGUUAGAUAAUUCUAUAACUAGCGGCAGCAGUGCUGAAGUUGACAAGACUGUUCUUAAAAGAGAUAGUAUAAUUGAAGAUUUAGAAGGAAAUAGGGAUAAAACUCUAAUAAAAGAUAAGCCAGGAGAUUCUAAUACAGAUGCUAAGAAUAUUUCUAAUAAUAAUAUAGUUCAAGAAGGGCACAAUAUUGAAACUGUUUCUAAAUCUUCACCUAAUGAUUCUAAUAAGUCUAUAUCAAAAGAAAAACGUAUUAAUAGGACAUCUUUUAAGCCUAGAAGAGGAUCAAAACCGCCAAAUGCAAUUAACAUAUCCAAAAAUGUUGAAAUUGAUUCAAAUGUAACAAAUAAAGUUAUGACAAGGAAAAGUGUGAGGUUGCUUACAGACAAUAUUGGUCUAAGGUCCUCAAUGAAAUCGGAAACAUCUGCGUCUAGUUUACGCCGUAGUGCUCAAGGGUCAAAUAUGGCAUGUGACCUAAAACAAGGGAUAGUUCUUCAGCCGGGGAAAAGAUGGGAGAGAUCACUAAGCAUUUACCGUAGAAUGACGACUAUGUCCGAUCAUUUUGACUCAUCCAUCCUAGAUGAUGAACCAUUAAAUAAUAAGGGCAGAAAGUAUCGUCAAAGCGUUAUCAGUACUAUGGAAAUGCAGGAUUUUAAAGGUUCACUAUACAAUGAUUCAAUCAAUAGUCGUAGAAGCACAUUUGUGUCCAAACCUAGCAGGUCUACAAUUAGGAUUGUAAGAGAUUUAGACAUAUCCAGGUCUAGCUUAUGUUCUACCUCAGUUCUUGAAGAAUCACAAGAACGGGAUAAUAGCUUUGAUCUGCGCCUUUGUUCAUCAAAAGUGUCGAAAGCAGAGUGCAUGCAUCUUUCCCUGCAAUACACAGGAUUUUUGACCGAAGAUUGUGAUGAUACGAUUGUCGAGCUAUCAAAGCUAUCAAUUGCUGACUCGGAACACGAGGUUACGGUUUUAAAGAAGUUUCAUGAUACUUCGAGCCGUUUUCCAACCGCACGCGAUUACGUCCUGCGUCGCUGCAAUCAAACAGACAUCGUACUGUUUGAUGAAUGCUAUCCAGAUACAGUCCUGAAGAAUUGCCGCAAGAUUGGCGAGGGUGUAUAUGGGGAGGUGUUUCUUUGGCGAGCGGGAGAUGGGAAAGCUCGGGUUCUAAAGAUUAUACCCAUCGCUGGUAAUAUCAAGGUGAAUGGAGAAAAUCAGAAGGACUACAAUGAAAUUAUAUCUGAGAUUGUGAUUGCUAUGGAAUUGAGUGCACUACGCGCUCCAAUAGACGAGAUCGAACAACAUUUUAAUGAGGGGAAGAGCAUUGAAACAUUGGAUUUACAUUCUGUAGAGAAUGCUACAGAUGUGUUUAACGAGGUUCUAGCAGUCCGCUGUGUAUAUGGUACAUAUCCAUCUCGCCUCCUUGAUCUCUGGGACCUGUAUGACGAAUGUAAGGGCUCAGAGAACGACAACCCAGCUAUAUUACCGAUCGAUCAACAGUACAUCGUACUGGAGUUGGCCAACGCAGGGCAGGAUUUAGAGAGCUACCAGUUUAACAACGCUGAACAGGCUUAUGCGUUAUUUAAACAGGUGGCAUUUGGCCUAGCGGUCGCUGAAGAGGCUUACCAAUUUGAACAUCGUGAUCUUCACUGGGGAAACGUACUUAUAUCACCUACAGAUCAAAAGUACGCGACAUUCGUGAUCCGCGGUCGCGUGUACCGCGUGGCCAGACGCGGGGUGGCUGCGUCUCUAAUCGACUACUCGCUAUCCCGGGCGUCCCUUAGACUCCCCAGUGGCACGGCAGAGCUGUACAACGAUUUGUCCACCGACGAUUCUCUGUUUGAUGCCGUGGGCGACUACCAGUUUGAGGUUUACCGCCUGAUGAGGGAUAAGCUUGGUAACGAUUGGAAGAACUUUGAACCAUACACAAACAUUCUCUGGUUGCAUUACACUGUUGAUAAAAUGAUAACGUCCCUUCGUUACUCAAGAACAAAUACUAAGAUUCACAAGCACUAUAUAGCAAAGCUGAAAGAAAUAAAAAAUCGUGUAUUGGACUACGGCAGUGCUGUCCAGUACGUUCUAACUGACAACGAUCUGUAAAACGAAUUAGAUGAACAAAAUUAACCUCAAUUGUAAUUUAAAUGUAUUUAUCAAGUUUUAUCAUUCAAAAUGGGUGACAUUACACUAAGCACUAUUUGCAAUUGUUAUAAAAGUAAUACAGACACGAUCAUUAUAAAUGUAUAUAGAAAUGUUUGCUUCGGUAAAUUUUUUGUAGUAGUUUACAUUAAAGGAAUUAUAUAUGACAUUGUUAUCACAUUAAUACAGUUUCAGCAGAGUGGGGCCUUCUUAGAUAAGGUAGUGCCUUUGAUCACAAAUAAAUUCAUAUUCUAUCAGCUAA